AUGUGUUUUUUUGGCUUCGUGACGCGUAUCCUGGUUAUCGUUUUUGGCGUCAUAGUGCCGGCUCGCCACACGCAGAAUGCGCUGGGCGAGGAGGAGCUGAAUGCGUGGGCCAAGUACUGGGUUGUCUAUGCGUGGCUUAUAUGCAUUGAGCUGUUCGGAGACGCAUUGUUCAGUUGGCUGCCAUUGUAUGUGGAGGCGAAGCUGCUGGUCGUGCUUUGGGUGGUCAUCGCCGCGCCCCAGUCCAGCGUCUGGAUCUUUGACGAGAUUUUGGAUCCGCUCCUGAUACGCCACAUGGCACAGAUUGAUGAAUUACUGCAGCACAGCAAGCGGUAUCUGCUGGGAGAUGCCAUCAGCCAUUCAUCGGAACUAUGCUUUCGCAGCCUGGACACAAUAAGCUCCAUAGUAUCGCAGAUUUGGCAUACGCCUGGCACAACGCCAGAUAACGAUGCUCAUUCUGUGCUAAGCACAGCCACCGAGGCCAACAAUCCGCCCUUUCCCGUGAAAAACUUUGAGUAA
Molecule: messenger RNA, 516 nt
Organism: Drosophila virilis
Lineage: Eukaryota; Metazoa; Arthropoda; Insecta; Diptera; Drosophilidae
Cellular component (GO): endoplasmic reticulum membrane; cytoplasmic microtubule
Molecular function (GO): microtubule binding
Source: RefSeq, a predicted model, not a curated record